AUGGAUAGAUAUGUAGAAGAUGAUCUACAAGGACAAAAAAUGGCGCUUGCUACCAAAUUCAUUAUCACAUUCACCUUACUUUCACUUCUUUUCCUUGUUCUUUUUUUAUCUCCAAUAAAUCAAACCCACAACAUUCUUUCUUCCUCCAGUUUGCCAUUACCUUCAAUCUUCAGACUUCUGCAAGAUGAUGCUGAACCCAAGAUCAAAGAAAAUGACAUUACAUUGGCAAGAAUCGAAGAACAGUUAGCUAAGGCAAGAGGUAAAAUUCGCAAAGCGAUUGUUGAGAAGAGCUUUGCAUCGAGUCAAAUAAAUGGGAGUUUCAUCCACCAUGGACCCGUCUACAAGAACCCGUUUGCCUUUUUUCAGAGUCAUACAGAGAUGAUGAAGACAUUCAAAAUAUGGACUUAUAAGGAAGGAGAUGUCCCCUUGAUGCAUAAUGGUCCGAUGAAAUUUGUAUAUAGUAUCGAGGGUGACUUCAUCGAGGAAAUGGAGAGAAAAGGAAAUCCAAUGGUGGCUAAGCAUCCCGAUGAAGCACAUGUCUUCUUUAUCCCCAUAAGUAUAACCAAGAUUGUUCACUACCUUUUUAUGCCUGAUGAUGAACCCUUUGCUUUUAUUGAUCGGACAUUGCAACCAAUAGUCGAAGACUACAUUAAUGUCAUCGCCGAAAAAUAUCCUUUUUGGAACCGUAGCAACGGAGCUGAUCACUUCUUUGUAUCAUGUCAUGAUUGGGGACCAUUUGUUUCAAAAGGAAACGCUAAACUCUUUGAGAAUUUCAUAAGAGUGCUUUGCAAUGCCAACAGCUCGGAAGGUUUCGUUCCAAGUCGGGAUGUGUCGAUGAGUGAGAGUGGAAUACAUGGUUAUGUAAGAAAACGUUUAUUCGAACAUUGGGGAAACAAUGAAGAUAACGAUAUUCAAGUUUACAAUUACCUUCCAAAAGGAGAAAACCACACCGAAUGGUUGACCAAAAUAAUCAUCAAGAGUCAUUACGUUAUACCAUAUAGCGAUGUGUUGGAUUGGAGUCAGUUUUCAGUACAAGUAUCCGUAGAUGACAUUCCAAAUCUCAAAAGCAUUUUGCAAGAGAUACCUUUUUCGAGGUAUUUGGAAAUGCAAAGAAGGUUAAUGGAAGUGCAAAGACAUUUUGCGGUUAACAUGCCAGCUAAAUAUUUUGAUGUCUUUCACAUGAUUUUUCAUUCUGUAUGGCUUAGAAGACUCAAUGUUCGAUUGUUGAAAUCUUGA
Messenger RNA from Lactuca virosa, 1236 nucleotides. Lineage: Eukaryota; Viridiplantae; Streptophyta; Magnoliopsida; Asterales; Asteraceae. The record is from the annotation of a GenBank genome assembly.